Molecule: messenger RNA, 522 nt
Organism: Magnolia sinica
Lineage: Eukaryota; Viridiplantae; Streptophyta; Magnoliopsida; Magnoliales; Magnoliaceae
Product: zinc finger A20 and AN1 domain-containing stress-associated protein 6-like
Exons: 1
Coding region: 41-433 (130 amino acids)
Molecular function (GO): zinc ion binding; DNA binding
Source: RefSeq, a predicted model, not a curated record
GUCUUUCAUCAAGCUAAUCGUGUCCGUUCAAUCUCUUGAGAUGGACCUACCAAUUCUCUGCUCUAACAACUGUGGAUUCUUCGGCAGUGAUGCAACAAAAAAUCUCUGCUCCAAGUGCUACAAAGAUUUCAUCCUCAAGCAAUCAACGGCCAUGUGUGUGGGACUACCAAUUCAGUUGGCCCACGGCAGCGGCAAUGAAGGAGGGACCACCAAUGCUAAUGAUGGUCCUGCCAAACAACUCCCGAAUCGGUGCGGGUUAUGCAGGAAGCGUGUCGGGCUCACGGGCUUCCAGUGCCGAUGCGGAGGCACGUUCUGCUCCGUACAUCGAUUCUGGGACAAGCACGACUGCUCGUUUGAUUUCAAGAAGAUGGGCCGGGAUGUGAUCGCAAGAGAGAAUCCAACCGUUAAAGCGGAUAAGUGCGAGAGGAUUUGAAUUUGGUUUUUGCACCCAAACAGUUAUACUGGAUUGAUUACUUUUGUUUUUUUCUUUUGCUUUUGAAGAUACUGAAUUUGGUUUUUGUA